Molecule: messenger RNA, 1995 nt
Organism: Dimorphilus gyrociliatus
Lineage: Eukaryota; Metazoa; Annelida; Polychaeta; Dinophilidae
Source: the annotation of a GenBank genome assembly
AGUCGAUCGUAUUCAAUCGAAUGAGCCUGCGUGAAAUCUGUAGUAGUAACCAUUCGAAGAGUUGUCGUUGAGCAGAAAGCGCACCUGGAUGCACUUUUACAGCUCCGUUUGUUCUACAUUUAAAUUACUCGGGAUAUCCAUUCUACCAAACAAAUACGGCGACGAAUCGAGUUUCGAACGUCAAUCAAAUUAGAAAGGCGCCGGUCAGACGGAGAUGUCAGAACGAUUUGGCAUGUUCACAAGGAAGGUCGUCUAAAGUUGAGAAUGUUCGAAGUUUUAAGGAGAUGUGUGUUUUUUACUAAUAAUAAUCGGACUAUGCUUUUUAUUUAUAUUUUCCUCUCGGCGAUUAUUCGUCUAACUGCUUCAAUUACGUCGAUUGAUUUAAUCGAAGAGCUCGAAGUAGGGAAGAUAGCUUUUUAUCUAGAUGAAAUUUUUGGAUCGGACGCUGAAUCGUUCAAUAUGAUUGUCAUAAAACCUCCCGGAGGUGAAAAAUACUUAGAGGUGAUCGAUUCCCAAAGAGGGACUGUUCAAAUUCGUUCGAAAAUUGACAGGGAAUCAUUGGCAAAACUGGGCAUCCGAGAAUUCGAUAUACUCGUCAAUGACCAGUUCGAAUUACGCGUCAAUAUUAAAGACAAAAAUGACAACGCUCCACAAUGGAUACGUACUCCGCUCAACAUCACUUUUCCAGAAAAAGUACCUAUAGAUUCUCGAACAAGUCUAGGCUAUGCCUUUGACGACGAUACGUUGGAAUAUUCAACUAAAAACUAUGAAAUCGUCUCGGGAAACAUCCACGAUACUUUCAGAUUACAGGUUCAUAAGAAAGUUUCCUUUUUAUACGUCGAUCUAAUCGUAAAUCGUGUUAUCGAUUAUGAAACUGUGCCACACUUUAAAUUGGUUAUAAACGCCUAUGAUGGUGGCUCUCCCCGUCUUAGUGACAGUCUAGUGGUGAACAUAGAUAUCAUCGACUCGAAUGAUAGUCCACCAAUAUUUAAUCUCAGCAGAUUUUCAGCAGAAAUACCUGAAAAUAGUAAUGUGGGAACUCAAGUCCGUUCCGUAACAGCCACGGAUUUAGAUACCAAUGACGUUUUGUCUUAUACAAUCACAAACUAUAAAGAUAAGUUUCAAAUUGAUGAGAAAUCAGGAAUGCUUACCGUUGCGGGCAAGCUUGAUUACGAAAGAGAAACAAAGUACGAUGUAAUUGUUGUUUGCAGCGACAAAGCUGGUUUGGACGCCACGGCUGUUGUUUCCGUUAGUGUUACUAAUGUUAAUGAUAAUUAUCCAACAAUAGACGUAAAAUAUUUAGCGGAAGAUGGCUCUAAUCGAAUAGUAGAAACAGCUGAAAAAGGUGAUUAUGUUGCUAGACUUUCUGUAAGCGAUGCCGACGAACCUGACAAGGCUGUAAAUGUGACAAUCAAAGGAGAUUCGGAAUACAUUGGCUUGGAUAAUUCGGAUAAAAUCAUCUAUCUGAAGUUAUUAUCCGUGCCGGAUCGAGAAAAGCUUUCGGAGAUAAGCGUAACGAUAACGGCCACUGAUAGUGGAACACCAACGUUAAGAACUAAGAAAACAAUUAUUCUUCACAUUACUGAUAGUAAUGAUAACACACCUAAGUUCGAUAAAGACAUUUAUUCAAUUGUUAUCAGUGAAUCUCUCCCACCCGGUUCGUCGGUACUUCAUCUUCACGCGACGGAUCUCGAUGAGGGUGAUAACGCACUUCUCAGAUACUCUUGGGUGUCCACUCAAAGUCUCUUCAAUUUAGACGCCGAAUCCGGUCUAAUAACAACAAGCGGUUGGUUAGACUGUGAGAAAAGAGACGAAGAAGAAUUGGAAGUUCGUGUUACCGAUUCAGGAUUAAGUCCUCUGUCUUCAAAGGCCAAAAUACAUUUAAAAAUCGAAGAUGUCGAUGAUAACAUUCCAAUUUUUGAUCUCAGUUUUUAUAAUGCAACGAUAGAGGAAGACGCAAAAGAGGGACAUUGCUUUUUGCAGGUGAGUUCAUAA